AUGUGCGAGUUUGCCGACAACUCGGCAGUCAAUCUGCUGGCAGCUCAUUACACCAUCACCGGUUCUCUAUGCGAAUACCAAAGAUUUCUGGCAGAUUUCUGCUAUCCAGAUGUGACGAGCAAUGGUAUCGAUAUCUCCAUACUGGACUCAGAUGACCACGACGCAUUCAUCAAAGCAUCGAUCCAAGGCUUCAGCAGCACUGGCCGCCCUACAUAG
Aureobasidium uvarum is the source of this 216-nucleotide messenger RNA. Lineage: Eukaryota; Fungi; Ascomycota; Dothideomycetes; Dothideales; Saccotheciaceae. The record is from the annotation of a GenBank genome assembly.